UAAAUAGGAGGCUCUGGAGCCCCGACCCAGUGCGGACAGAGAAGGCAGCGGCUGUGACAGCACCGAGUGUCCGAGCCCGAACCUAGUCCUGACCGUGUCGGUGUGCGAGUGGACGGCGUUGGACGCGAUGACUCUGAAUGGCGGCGGCAGCGGAGCUGGCGGGAGCGGCCGCGGGGGCCGGGAGAGAGAGCGCCGUCGGGGCAGCACACCCUGGGGCCCUGCGCCUCCGCUGCACCGCAGAAGCAUGCCGGUGGAUGAGCGUGACCUGCAGGCGGCGCUGGCUCCCGGUGCUCUGGCAACGGCCGCGCCGGGGACCGGGUCCCCGGGUCCGAGGCUGGACUGGCCUGAGAGCUCCUCCGAUUCGCUCAGCUCAGGGGGCAGCGACUCAGACGAGAGCGUUUACAAGGUGCUGCUGCUGGGGGCACCUGGCGUGGGCAAGAGCGCUCUGGCGCGCAUCUUCGGUGGUGUAGAGGAUGGGCCUGAAGCAGAGGCCGCAGGGCACACAUAUGAUCGCUCCAUCGUGGUGGACGGAGAAGAGGCAUCGCUCAUGGUCUAUGACAUUUGGGAGCAGGAUGGGGGCCACUGGCUACCUGGACACUGCAUGGCCAUGGGAGAUGCAUACGUCAUCGUGUACUCAGUGACAGACAAGGGCAGCUUUGAGAAGGCCUCAGAGCUACGAGUCCAGCUGCGGCGGGCGCGGCAGACAGAUGAUGUGCCCAUCAUCCUAGUGGGCAACAAGAGUGACCUGGUGCGCUCUCGCGAGGUCUCCUUGGAUGGUAAGCAGGGAGCAGGUUGGAAAGGGAGGGAGAUCCUGNAUCUUAGCUGUGCUCAGGUCUAG
Molecule: messenger RNA, 838 nt
Organism: Hipposideros armiger (great roundleaf bat)
Lineage: Eukaryota; Metazoa; Chordata; Mammalia; Chiroptera; Hipposideridae
Gene: RRAD
Product: RRAD, Ras related glycolysis inhibitor and calcium channel regulator
Exons: 5
Coding region: 128-838 (236 amino acids)
Cellular component (GO): plasma membrane
Molecular function (GO): GTPase activity; GTP binding; calcium channel regulator activity
Source: RefSeq, a predicted model, not a curated record